Baudoinia panamericana UAMH 10762 is the source of this 4003-nucleotide messenger RNA. RefSeq lists its product as uncharacterized. Lineage: Eukaryota; Fungi; Ascomycota; Dothideomycetes; Mycosphaerellales; Teratosphaeriaceae. The transcript has a single exon. Gene Ontology annotation, cellular component: Ski complex. The record is from RefSeq and is a predicted model, not a curated record. Bases 29 to 3895 code for a protein of 1288 amino acids. Gene Ontology annotation, molecular function: RNA binding; ATP binding; RNA helicase activity. Gene Ontology annotation, biological process: nuclear-transcribed mRNA catabolic process, 3'-5' exonucleolytic nonsense-mediated decay.
GCAAUAAACAGCUGGUUGCGACGCGAAUAUGGCCAGCAAUGGCGGGCUAGAUGAAGCCUUCGAGAAGCUAUCCGCGUCCACCGCUGGUCUUGACGUUAACAUUGAUGACGUUCUCGACCAGUUUAAGCCGCGCAAACGCAUCCGCAAGUCGCCCGAGGAUGUGAAGGCGAAGCUUGAGACCAAUUUCCUGACACCCUCGACAUCGUUCAGUCCACAGUGGCUAGAUCGACUUCAGCAACGAUGGGAGGUCAAUACGAAUUACAAUGAGCUUUUCUCGCUAGCUCCGACGCAAACACGGACUAUUAUUCGCUUCACACGGGAAGGCCUGGAAGGGCGCGUUACUGGCUACAGAGAAGUCACUGUACCCGCCAACAGCGCAACUGCGAAGAACUCAACAUCUUUGCUGAGAAAGCCGGCUAACCGUGCGGACUUUGUCAGAGGUGCCGCAGGCUUCUACCCAUUCGCACCUGGCGGACUAGAUGCAGUAGAGGCAACCGCUGCGUACGAAGAUGAACUUCUUGAGCAGGGCCGGAACGCAGCAGGUGGCGCUAAGGUCAACAAGCUUGACAGAGUCAUUGACUUCGCCGCUGAAGGCGGCCUGCUUGAAGUGCCACCUGGCUUUAGCCGCGGACUCCGUGCCCCGGAGAAGUCCGUUCAAGAUCAAGAAGCUGCCCAAGAGGUAGAAGACGUGCUGCAGCAGUCGUCAGACCAGCCUCAAGCGCUCGCGAACGGCAUUGAAAAUGAUCUCACGAACGGCGAGAAUCACGAAGGGGACGAGCUGGAAGCUGAGGAGGAAGUUGAUGCCUUACUACCUAUUGAGUUCCCUGCCCUUGCACCACACGGUCCGCUGGCCAUCGCGCGUAACAAGCAUGGAGGCCGCGAGUGGGCCCACAUGGUGGACAUUAACCGAGAUAUCUCCAACUUCAAGGAGCUCGUACCGGAGAUGGCGAGAACUUGGCCUUUCGAGCUUGACACAUUCCAGAAGGAAGCUGUCUACCACCUUGAGAACGGCGAUUCAGUCUUCGUCGCCGCUCAUACGUCGGCUGGAAAGACUGUGGUCGCCGAGUAUGCCAUCGCAUUAGCCGCAAAGCAUAUGACGAAGGCCAUUUACACCUCGCCCAUCAAAGCGCUCAGCAAUCAAAAGUUCCGGGACUUUCGGACCACAUUUGACGACGUUGGCAUCUUGACCGGAGACGUGCAGAUACGGCCAGAAGCGAGUUGUCUCAUUAUGACGACGGAGAUUCUCCGAAGCAUGCUCUACCGUGGAGCGGACCUCAUCCGUGAUGUGGAGUUUGUCAUCUUCGAUGAGGUGCACUAUGUAAACGAUCUCGAGCGUGGUGUAGUGUGGGAAGAGGUCAUCAUCAUGCUCCCGGAGCACGUCACCUUGAUCUGCCUCUCUGCAACGGUGCCGAACACGUACGAAUUCGCCUCCUGGGUCGGACGGACAAAAAAGAAGGACAUUUACGUCAUCUCCACGCCUAAGCGUCCGGUGCCCCUUGAGCAUUACCUUUGGGCUGAUAAAAAGAUGUUCAAGAUCGUCGAUGCGAACAAGAACUUCAUUGAGAAGGGCUGGAAGGACGCUAACGAUGCCAUGACUGGCAGAGACAAAGUUCUAGCCGCCGAGCAGAAAGCGAAGGAGAAGGAGGACGCAGCAGUUGCAGCAGGCCGAGGAGGACGCGGCGGUCGUGGUCAAGGUGGAAGGGGCCAGCAGCAACGCGGUGGGCCCAACCAGCGCGGCGGCCCACAGCAGCGAGGGCGUGGUCAAGUUGCAAACCGCGGUCAAGGUAACAUUGCUCGUACUGGCAGAGGCGGCGGUAGAACGACAGCGGCGCAGGACCGCAACAUCUGGGUGCACCUAGUGCAACAUCUAAGGAAAGAGGAGCUCCUACCGUGCUGUAUCUUCAUCUUUUCCAAGAAGCGCUGCGAAGAGAGUGCUGAUGCAUUGGCCAAUCUGGACUUCUGCACCGCAAGCGAGAGGAGCGCAAUCCACAUGAUACUGGAGAAGUCACUAGCCCGCCUCAAGCCCGACGAUAGACAGCUCCCUCAAAUACGGCGCAUCCGCGAAUUGCUCAGCAGAGGUAUUGCUGUCCACCAUGGUGGCCUUCUGCCAAUCGUUAAAGAGUGCGUCGAGAUACUGUUUGCGAAGACACUGGUUAAGGUGCUGUUCGCCACUGAGACGUUCGCCAUGGGCCUGAAUUUGCCCACACGAACAGUAGUCUUUUCUGGCUUCCGCAAGUACGAUAAUAAAGCGUUCCGCGACCUACUGCCAGGUGAGUAUACUCAAAUGGCUGGACGUGCGGGUCGCAGAGGUCUGGACACGGUCGGCUAUGUUAUCCUGGUUAGCCCUGGCGCAGACGAAGCGCCACCUGCUGCUCGCUUGAGGCAAAUGAUGCUCGGUGAUCCAACGAAACUCCGAUCGCAAUUCCGUCUGACGUACAAUAUGAUACUCAAUCUGCUGCGGGUCGAAGCACUGAAGAUCGAGGAGAUGAUAAAGCGGUCUUUCUCUGAGAACGCUACACAAGCGCUGUUGCCCGAGCAUGAGAAGCAGAUUAAGCUCUCCGAAGCCGACCUUGCAAAAGUCAAGCGCGAACCUUGUGAUACUUGUGACAAGGAUAUUGAACGCUGUCACGAAGCCGGUAUAGAAUAUGACAUGCUUACAAAGCAGCUACACCUUGCCAUGCUUGCCACUCCGGUCGGUCGGCGCAUGUUCCAGCCCAAGCGGCUGAUCGUCUUCAAAGGCGAGAACGACAUUCGGACCGCCGGUGUUUUACUCCGCGAAGGCGCGAAAGGUGGCCCAGCUGCAAAUCUACUCGUCAUGGAGGUCUGCCAUCGUACUAAGCGUUCCCGGCAGAAUGCAGACUUCCUACCUUACCUUCCACGUUUCCGCAGGCGCUUCAUUCCUCUCCCGCAGACGGAGAAAGAUUUGCAUUUGCGAAUCACUAUGAUUCGCUUGGAAGACAUCGAGGCGCUUACGGGCAGUCAUCUGCAGUGCGACGUGAAUGCUCUCCUCGGAAAGGAUACAAAUGCUAUGGUUAGCGCAAAAGCCGAGCUUCUGGCCUCUUACUCAUCCUGGACCUCUUCAACUUGGAAUGAGCUGGACUACUACAAGUGGCUUAAGGAGAUGUCAAUCCGCCAGCUUUUGGAUCAACGCACUGAAGCCGCCAAUAUAGCCCAAGGGCGCGACUGCAUCCACUGCCCCGACUUUCCCAAGCACUACGCCAUGGCUCACGAUGUCUGGGUCAUUAAGGACCAGAUCGACUCUAUCCGGCAACUAAUGUCCGACCAGAAUCUGCAACUUCUACCCGACUACCAGCAACGCAUUAGCGUACUGAAAGACCUUGGUUUCAUCGACGAAAACUCCCGGGUUGAGCUGAAGGGCAAAGUUGCGUGCGAGAUACACUCUGCGGACGAGCUUGUACUCACUGAGCUAGUACUGGAGAAUGUUCUUGCAGAGUUCGAGCCGGAAGAGAUCGUUGCGCUGUUAUCCUCGUUUGUCUUCCAGGAGAAGACGGAGUCAACGCCUAACAUGACGCCGGCGCUUGAACGUGGUCAAGAGACCAUCGUCAAGAUCUCGGAGAAGGUCAAUCAUUACCAGACACUCCACCAAGUUAUACUCUCGGCUGAUGACUCCAACGACUUCGUGAGUCGACCACGCUUCGGUCUGGUAGAGGUGGUGUACGAAUGGGCUCGCGGCAUGCCGUUCAGCCGCAUCACGGACCUGACAGACGUACUGGAGGGCACAAUUGUACGGGUUAUUACACGGUUGGAUGAGACGUGUCGGGAAGUGAAGAACGCUGCGAGGAUUAUUGGCGACCCUACGUUGUUCACGAAGAUGCAGACAUGUCAGGAGCUCAUCAAGCGAGACAUCUGCGCUACAGCCUCGCUUUAUAUGUAGGCGAAAGGAUCGCAGAAACUGUAACAAACAUAGCAACAAGUGACAAUGAAGUACACCAACACAGUGGGUUGGUGAGUCCAGAAAACCAGGUCACAGCUCAACUCCACC